Molecule: messenger RNA, 2502 nt
Organism: Pomacea canaliculata
Lineage: Eukaryota; Metazoa; Mollusca; Gastropoda; Architaenioglossa; Ampullariidae
Exons: 3
Coding region: 4-975 (323 amino acids)
Source: RefSeq, a predicted model, not a curated record
CUGAUGGCCAUACAGUGGCUGCUUGGUGGUCACCCCGUCUACGUUGUCAGUACCUGCAAAUGGAGUCGUGCAGCGAGCAUCAUGAUGUAUCACCUGUUGCUGAAGACAGUAAACACACAAAUGUCAGCAGGUGUCUCACACGGUCAGCCUUACCUCCUGCAGUAUGACCUUGAUGAUGGUGAAGACGUGGAGAAGGCCGUCAACGACUUGUCACAGGAGGCGAGCGGAGGGUCGUUGUACGUCAUCGCUGAUGAAGCGGGGCCUGAUUGGAUGUUACGACACUUCAAGACUUUCUGUGACAAGCUGCUGAGACAAGUUUCUGGUCUCCAUCUUUGGGCGGCAAGUUGUUUCUUUCGAGAUGCAACCAGUGACGACUGGCAAGUGGAAUAUUUAACCAGACCACUCCGCUCUCCGCCCGCCGUGGUGAAGGAAGUCGAGAAGGACAGGUAUAUCGCUGAACACCAUGAAGUUAUGAAGUACAAAGAGCGAGGUGUGCCCGACCACACAGACGGCCCGCCAGUCAUACGACUGUAUCAUCUAGGUCAGAGUCACGCAGGUCGCAGGCCACUUGAUUGUGUGACGUGCGGUCGUGAGGUGGCCAGCUUCCUACACAGUCUCCGUGUUGGUGCUACGGAAAAUAUCACUACAACAUCGAGACUCGACUGCACAACACCACCUUGCCUGCAGUGGAGAAACGUGGUGGUCCUUUGUGUAGUCAACGUUAGUGAGAACUCGGGUACGGUGAAAGGACUGAAAGAAGCGGGUAUCCCAGUGCGGGUGAUGAAGGAUGAGGACAUUGAAGACGUGGCCACGGCCCGCAGUGACGUGGUGUGGGUGACGCGUGGACAUUAUGUUCGUGGUCUGGAGAGAAAAGUUGUCGUCUGUCUGGUAGAUGUUGAUGUUAAUGCCGAUGUUCGACUUCAUUUCAUGUCCCGGUGUACGUCACAACUUGUGAUUGUCUCCCCUUACAACUAGUCGGCUUUUUUGCCCACCUAUCACCUGUUGUAGACGUUGUCUCUUUUACACCAACACCUUUCUUCAGUUUGUUCUUUUUUCUUCUUCUCUCAGUCUAUCUUGAAAUCACCACAUAUGACGUAAUUAUAUUUGUCUCACAACAGGAGGUCCGUGUUUCUCUUGUCACAUCUCGUGUCACUAGUAUGAUCCCUCAUGAACAUUGUUUCUUAUUUACACAACAAAAUUAUGUCGACAUUAAUAUCAUAAUGACUACACACGGGGUAUUGUCAACACAGAAAAUAGUGUCACAAACAAUAUCAUAAGUUUUACAUAUCGGGGUUGUUCACAAGGCAAGUGCCACCAUCAAGUCGAUGUGUGCAAAGUUUUCUGUUGGGGGGCCGGUCUCAAAAUUUGAACCGGGCCGGUAAAAUACACAAAAAACCAAAACAAGUACACCACAUGUUAGCAGAGUUUUCCAAACCAUUAUCAAUGUCAUAUGGCCUACACACUGUGUUUUGUUUGUCUCAGGCUGAGAGUUAGGUACUAGAGUUAAUGUCACCACAUUGUAAAUAUUUAAUGAGUCUAGUUAAUUCCAAGCUCAUCUUGAUGAAAAUGUUUUGUGUGUGUGUGUGUUUUUGUGUUUGUGUCCGCUUGAAGUGUUUUUGCAUAGGUUUUGCCGGGCUUGUUUAUAUAUAUGUAUGAAAUGGCCUACUCAAGGUAUGUCAAACAUCUCUGAUGACGUGCACUCUAACCUAUCAUUUAACAAAUUAAUUUUUUAUGUGUAGACUUUGCACCACCUGUGACUUAUACAAAUAUUCAUCAUAGUAGCUUUUUCUACAUGAAUGUUCAACAUUAUAGAUAAUUGAAAAAGACACACAGCUACUUACAUUUUCUGAUAUGUAUCAAUAGACACAGUCUAGCCGAUCUCUUAUCGAACUGUCUUUAGCAGCUUUACUACAUGUAGUUUAUUUUAGCUAAUGAGAUAGUGAGAUAGUCACUAUUAGAGGCUGGAGUUUAGCAGGAUAAAAACUUCGUAAUCUUACUUCGAUCAUUCGAUCCUGCUGUUAAGAAAAUAUUACCUGAAAAAAUAAAACAGUGACUCUAAGCCUUCCGAUCUAUAACAGUAUAUCUUUCAACAAAGAACAUCACAUAACAAGAUCGUGGUUAUAUUGCUAUGCAAAAGUUAUGUCCACGUUUUCUGCCAGAACAAAAUAUUCUUCUUUACUUAUUGAUAUGAUCACUGGCAUAAGUUGCAUCUAAUCAGAUAAGUUUUCUGCAUCACUGUGAUCCACUAUCAAUGUUUCAAUACAGCCACGACACAGACUACAGACACAGUUUGUCGUAACUGGGCAAUGAAGUAAAAAAAAAGCUGAUCAUAGUGAGGCAGUGCUGCUUGAGAUGGGACGGAACGUUGGCAACGGCGAUUGAAACAGUUAGCAGAUAAAGCAUAUGUUCUUAUUGGCAUCCUCUCUUUUUCUAUAACUCGAAAACAUUCUCUUAGAUAAAUAGCUUUGUAUUAUAGAUGAAUAAACCACAUACAUAUCAUGA